AUGUUAAACACUGAACUCCUCGUCCUCCUCGUCCUCGUCCUCCUCCUCCUCGUCCUCCUCCUCCUCGUCCUCCUCCUCCUCGUCCUCCUCCUCCUCGUCCUCCUCCUCCUCGUCCUCCUCCUCCUCGUCCUCCUCCUCCUCGUCCUCCUCCUCCUCGUCCUCCUCCUCCUCGUCCUCCUCCUCCUCCUCGUCCUCCUCCUCGUCCUCCUCCUCCUCCUCGUCCUCCUCCUCCUCGUCGUCCUCGUCCUCCUCCUCCUCGUCGUCCUCGUCCUCCUCCUCCUCGUCGUCCUCGUCCUCCUCCUCCUCGUCCUCCUCGUCCUCCUCCUCCUCGUCCUCCUCGUCCUCGUCCUCCUCGUCCUCCUCGUCCUCGUCCUCCUCGUCCUCGUCCUCGCCGUCCUCGUCCUCGUCCUCGCCGUCCUCGUCCUCGUCCUCGCCGUCCUCGUCCUCGUCCUCGCCGUCCUCGUCCUCGUCCUCGCCGUCCUCGUCCUCGUCCUCGCCGUCCUCGUCCUCGUCCUCGCCGUCCUCGUCCUCGUCCUCGCCGUCCUCGUCCUCGUCCUCGCCGUCCUCGCCGUCCUCGUCCUCGCCGUCCUCGUCCUCGUCCUCGCCGUCCUCGCCGUCCUCGUCCUCGCCGUCCUCGUCCUCGUCCUCGCCGUCCUCGCCGUCCUCGUCCUCGCCGUCCUCGUCCUCGUCCUCGCCGUCCUCGUCCUCGUCCUCGCCGUCCUCGUCCUCGUCCUCGCCGUCCUCGUCCUCGUCCUCGCCGUCCUCGUCCUCGUCCUCGCCGUCCUCGUCCUCGUCCUCGCCGUCCUCGUCCUCGCCGUCCUCGUCCUCGUCCUCGCCGUCCUCGUCCUCGCCGUCCUCGUCCUCGUCCUCGCCGUCCUCGUCCUCGCCGUCCUCGUCCUCGUCCUCGCCGUCCUCGUCCUCGUCCUCGCCGUCCUCGUCCUCGCCGUCCUCCCGUCCUCGUCCUCGCCGUCCUCGUCCUCGUCCUCGCCGUCCUCGUCCUCGCCGUCCUCGUCCUCGUCCUCGCCGUCCUCGUCCUCGUCCUCGUCCUCGCCGUCCUCGUCCUCGUCCUCGUCCUCGCCGUCCUCGUCCUCGUCCUCGCCGUCCUCGUCCUCGUCCUCGUCCUCGUCCUCGCCGUCCUCGUCCUCGCCGUCCUCGUCCUCGCCGUCCUCGUCCUCGUCCUCGUCCUCGCCGUCCUCGUCCUCGUCCUCGUCCUCGUCCUCGCCGUCCUCGUCCUCGCCGUCCUCGUCCUCGCCGUCCUCGUCCUCGUCCUCGUCCUCGCCGUCCUCGUCCUCGCCGUCCUCGUCCUCGCCGUCCUCGUCCUCGUCCUCGUCCUCGCCGUCCUCGUCCUCGUCCUCGCCGUCCUCGUCCUCGUCCUCGCCGUCCUCGUCCUCGUCCUCGCCGUCCUCGUCCUCGUCCUCGCCGUCCUCGUCCUCGUCCUCGCCGUCCUCGUCCUCGUCCUCGCCGUCCUCGUCCUCGUCCUCGCCGUCCUCGUCCUCGCCGUCCUCGUCCUCGUCCUCGCCGUCCUCGUCCUCGUCCUCGUCCUCGUCCUCGCCGUCCUCGUCCUCGCCGUCCUCGUCCUCGCCGUCCUCGUCCUCCUCGUCCUCGUCCUCGUCCUCGUCCUCGUCCUCGCCGUCCUCGUCCUCGCCGUCCUCGUCCUCGUCCUCGCCGUCCUCGUCCUCGCCGUCCUCGCCGUCCUCGUCCUCGUCCUCGCCGUCCUCGUCCUCGUCCUCGCCGUCCUCGUCCUCGUCCUCGUCCUCGCCGUCCUCGUCCUCGCCGUCCUCGUCCUCGUCCUCGUCCUCGCCGUCCUCGUCCUCGUCCUCGCCGUCCUCGUCCUCGUCCUCGCCGUCCUCGUCCUCGUCCUCGCCGUCCUCGUCCUCGCCGUCCUCGUCCUCGCCGUCCUCGUCCUCGCCGUCCUCGUCCUCGUCCUCGUCCUCGCCGUCCUCGUCCUCGCCGUCCUCGUCCUCGUCCUCGCCGUCCUCGUCCUCGUCCUCGCCGUCCUCGUCCUCGUCCUCGCCGUCCUCGUCCUCGCCGUCCUCGCCGUCCUCGUCCUCGCCGUCCUCGCCGUCCUCGUCCUCGCCGUCCUCGUCCUCGUCCUCGCCGUCCUCGUCCUCGUCCUCGCCGUCCUCGUCCUCGCCGUCCUCGUCCUCGUCCUCGUCCUCGCCGUCCUCGUCCUCCUCGUCCUCGCCGUCCUCGUCCUCGCCGUCCUCGUCCUCGCCGUCCUCGUCCUCGCCGUCCUCGUCCUCGCCGUCCUCGUCCUCGCCGUCCUCGUCCUCGCCGUCCUCGUCCUCGCCGUCCUCGUCCUCGCCGUCCUCGUCCUCGCCGUCCUCGUCCUCGUCCUCCUCGUCCUCGCCGUCCUCGUCCUCGCCGUCCUCGUCCUCCUCGUCCUCCUCGUCCUCGCCGUCCUCGUCCUCGUCCUCCUCGUCCUCGCCGUCCUCGUCCUCCUCGUCCUCGCCGUCCUCGUCCUCCUCGCCGUCCUCGUCCUCCUCGUCCUCGCCGUCCUCGUCCUCCUCGCCGUCCUCGUCCUCCUCGUCCUCGCCGUCCUCGUCCUCCUCGCCGUCCUCGUCCUCGCCGUCCUCGUCCUCGUCCUCCUCGUCCUCGCCGUCCUCGUCCUCGUCCUCCUCGUCCUCGCCGUCCUCGUCCUCGUCCUCCUCCCAGUUACGUCUUAGUAAAUAA
Messenger RNA from Schistocerca piceifrons (Central American locust), 2673 nucleotides. RefSeq lists its product as uncharacterized. The transcript has 2 exons. Gene Ontology annotation, cellular component: membrane. Gene Ontology annotation, biological process: G protein-coupled receptor signaling pathway; transmembrane transport. The record is from RefSeq and is a predicted model, not a curated record. Lineage: Eukaryota; Metazoa; Arthropoda; Insecta; Orthoptera; Acrididae. Gene Ontology annotation, molecular function: G protein-coupled receptor activity; transmembrane transporter activity. Bases 1 to 2673 code for a protein of 890 amino acids.